AUGAACUUGGCGGUCGUGUCGCCAGACGGGUUGAGCUCCGAGGCAGCUUGUGGUGCUGCUCGACCCUCCGCUGCUCCCAGUGCUGCCCCCACUCGCGCUCCCCCCGCUGCUCGUCUCGCCGCUGCUCCCAGUGCUGUUUCCAUUCGCGCUCCCCACGCUGCUCGUCCCGCUGCUGCUCCCAGUGCUUCCCCCACUCGCGCUCCCUCCGCUGCUCGUCCCGCCGCUGCUACCGGUGCUGUUUCCACUCGCGCUCCCCCCGCUGCUCGUCCCGCCGCUGCUCCCAGUGCUCCCCCCACUCGCAGUCCCUCUGCUGCUCGUCCCGCCGCUGCUCCCAGUGCUGUCCCCACUCGCGCUCCCUCCGCUGCUCGUCCCGCCGCUGCUCCCGGUGCUGUUUCCUGUCGCGCUCCCUCCAAUGCUCGUCCCUCCGCUGCUCCCACUGCUGCCCCCGCUCGCGCUUCCCCCGCUGGGGGUGCUUGUGGUCCCACCGGCGCCGGUGGUGGUGGUGACGCCACCCCCAGUGCUUAUAACGGAGCCAUCAGGGCCGUACGUGGUGCUGUUGCUCACAGUGGUGCUCUUGGUGAUGCUCGUGGUAGUCGUCGUCGUUACAGUCACAAUGCUGCCGGUCCCCUCCCGCAGCAAGCGGCGCUUGCCGACGGGUGUGGCGCAGAGGGUGAGUGA
This is a messenger RNA of Closterium sp. NIES-65, 678 nucleotides long. Lineage: Eukaryota; Viridiplantae; Streptophyta; Zygnematophyceae; Desmidiales; Closteriaceae. The record is from the annotation of a GenBank genome assembly.